Molecule: messenger RNA, 2223 nt
Organism: Meloidogyne enterolobii
Lineage: Eukaryota; Metazoa; Nematoda; Chromadorea; Rhabditida; Meloidogynidae
Source: the annotation of a GenBank genome assembly
UUUCUCGUAAUACAGGACAUCUAAUUUUUCCCUUCAAUUUGGCUGAAAUUUUCAUUUUUUUAAUUUUAAUUUGCUUCAUCGAUAAAAAAUUUUUUUGCUUAUAUUCAGAGACUUUUCUUUUAAAUUUUAUUUUCCUUCAAUCAAAUGGACGAUGAAGCUUUUGGAUUUGGUGAAUUGGCCUAUGACGAUAAUUUGCCUUAUCAAGAGGACAAUCAAAAUGUACUAGAAAAUAAUAAUUUUGAAGAUAAUUUGCCUAGUAAAGGGAAAAAGAAGAAAUACAAGAGGAAUAAAAAAGGAACAAAAACUCAACAAAAUAAUCCAGAAAAUUUAAAAAUUCAUGAAAAUUGUAAGAGGACAGAUGAUGAUUUAAGUGAUUUAUUGAGAGAUUAUGAAAGGAAAAAGGAGUCUAUUUUUACGAGUGAAUCGCCUCUAGAUUGGCAUCUCAACGUUGGAGAAGACGAAGUCCGUACCAAACGUCGUAAAAUAGAAAUUGAAAAUGUAUUGGAACGUGUAGCGCAGCGAAUACUUAAAGCUAGACAAGAAAAUUCAAAAACAACAUCUUUAAACGAAGGCAUUAGCAUUAUUCAAUCAAGAGUCACUCAAAAUUCAACAAAAUUAUUAAAAAUGCCACCGAUGGAUGGAAGUGGCUGGUAUGGAAUAAAUUCGCCCGAUGGAGUUUUUCGACGUUAUAUUUUAAUAAAACCAAAAAAUACCAAAAAGAGGCGAGAAAUUAACAAAAUUGAUUCAACAGAAGAUCGAAUUAAAGAUUUGGAUGAUUAUUACAAUUUAUUUGAAAGAAUGGAAAAUCAAAAAAGGGAGAGGUUAUUUAAUAAUUUUGGGGAUGUUAAUAUGGAAGAUGAUGAAAUUUUGGAAGUUAAAAAUAGUUCGAGAACUCUGUGGACUGAAAAAUAUGCUCCCAACAAUUUUUUGGAUCUUUUGUCGGAUGAUGAAACUAAUCGUUUGGUAUUGCUCUGGUUACGCCUUUGGGAUGGUCUUGCUUUUAAAAAGAAGGGAGGAGUUGUCUUUUGGGGAUCUUUGGAAGAAAAGGAUAAAAAGCUGGUUGAAAUUGAUCAUUUGCGCGGAGGUUUUGUGUUGCCCAAACAAAGGAUCCUCGUUCUUCAUGGAUCUUCUGGUGCUGGAAAAUCUUCCCUUGCAGUUGUUGUUGCCAGACAAUUGGGUUAUCGCCCUCUUUCUAUUCAAAUAAGUGAAAUUCAAAAUGUUGCCGAACUUCGAAAUAGAAUGGAGAAUGCUAUAAAUUCAAUAGAAAUUUCAAGUCUAUUUUUAAUGCAAAAACAGCAACAGACACCUAAAACAGAAGAAGAUAAACCUGUUUGUUUUAUAAUUGAAGGAUUGGAGUUGGCUACUUCGGACAUGAUUCAAUUUUUGUGUAGCUGGACUAAACGUUCUUCUUCUAAUGGUUCAAUUCUUCGUCCUGUAAUUUGUAUAUGUUCAAAUAUUUGGAAUUCUCCUAAUUUAAAACAACUUCGGAUUUCUUCACUAGCAUUACAAGUUCAGCCGUGUAAUCAAAAAAGGCUUAAAGCUCGACUACUCGAGAUUUGUCGUCUCGAAGGAAUUUUAAUUGACCAAAAUCAAUUAAAUGAGAUGAUAUUAACUCAUGGAACAGAUAUUCGUUUGUGUUUAAAUACUCUUCAAUUUAUGACUGCUAAUGCUGUUGGAACUGCUUUUUCCAAAAAGAAUUCCACACCUUCUGACGAUCUAGAACAACCUCAAAAACUCAAUACAGCAUUAUCCGUUUCAUUUAUUGAUGUUUUAUAUUCAAUUUUUACUUUGGAUUUUCACAAAGAUUCUCGAGGAAUUGUUCAAUCACCCGAACAAAGAGCAAACACAAUUCUUUAUUUAAUUAAUCGUUUGGCUUUUGAAGAAUUUACAAGAAUUCAACAAUUAAUUUUUGUUAAUGUUGCGAGUGUUUUUAAAUUGGGACAUGAACAGUCAACAAAAAUAUCAAAAAUAUUUAUUUCAAUGGAUUUGCUUCAAUCCCAUAUUCAACAAAAUCAGAAUUAUUUUCUUUUUCGUUACUUACCUUAUGCAUUAAUUUCAAUUCAUUUUAUUUGUGCAAUGCAUGUUUCAAGACGUCUCAAAUUUGAUAUGAAUACUCAAUUAUUUAAUAAUUUUGUUUUGCCUAAAGUUGAACCAAAAAUUCAACAAACUUCUCAAAUUGUUAAAAUUAAACCAAAUAAUUUGCCAGGUUUAUUGAAUUUUUAG